Molecule: messenger RNA, 1963 nt
Organism: Mugil cephalus (flathead mullet)
Lineage: Eukaryota; Metazoa; Chordata; Actinopteri; Mugiliformes; Mugilidae
Gene: ccnc
Product: cyclin C
Exons: 12
Coding region: 124-975 (283 amino acids)
Biological process (GO): positive regulation of transcription by RNA polymerase II
Cellular component (GO): nucleus; mediator complex
Molecular function (GO): cyclin-dependent protein serine/threonine kinase regulator activity
Source: RefSeq, a predicted model, not a curated record
UCCUCGGAGCGUUUUUAACGUUACUCCAGCGUCUGACUAGCGCAACUAUUUUCCCGAUAACCACUUCUCUGUAGGCGAUUAUUAUCAAUUUAAAGUGUACUUCUCUACCUCAGCGGCUACGACAUGGCGGGGAACUUCUGGCAGAGUUCUCAUUAUCUGCAGUGGGUCCUGGACAAACAGGACCUGAUGAAAGAGCGCCAGAAGGACCUGAAGUUCCUCACAGAAGAGGAGUAUUGGAAGCUGCAGAUUUUCUUUGCCAAUGUGAUCCAGGCAUUGGGUGAACACCUGAAGCUUCGUCAACAGGUCAUUGCCACUGCAACUGUAUACUUUAAGCGUUUCUACUCCAGGUAUUCUCUGAAAAGUAUAGAUCCGGUGCUCAUGGCUCCUACCUGCGUUUUCCUGGCUUCUAAAGUUGAGGAAUUUGGAGUUGUUUCCAAUACCAGGCUGAUCUCUGCAGCAACAUCAGUGUUGAAGACCAGAUUUUCCUAUGCUUUCCCUAAGGAGUUCCCUUACAGAAUGAAUCAUAUAUUCGAAUGUGAGUUCUACCUUUUGGAACUGAUGGACUGUUGCCUGAUCGUCUACCACCCCUACAGACCUCUGCUGCAGUAUGUGCAGGACAUGGGACAGGAGGACAUGCUGCUGCCUCUGGCCUGGCGAAUAGUGAAUGACACAUACAGGACGGAUCUCUGUCUCCUCUACCCUCCCUUCAUGAUCGCCCUAGCCUGUCUACACGUUGCCUGUGUGGUGCAGCAGAAGGACGCCAGGCAGUGGUUUGCAGAGCUCUCAGUCGACAUGGACAAAAUCCUGGAGAUUAUCCGCGUCAUUUUGAAACUCUACGACCAGUGGAAAAAUUUUGAUGACCGUAAGGAGAUAGCUGCUGUCUUAAACAAGAUGCCAAAACCCAAACCACCUCCUAACAGUGAGAAUGACCAGAGCUCCAAUGGGAACCAGAGCAACUCCUACAGCCAGUCUUAGCAAUGUGUCUGCAUUCCACGGGAAUCCAUAACGUCAAUGUAGAGAGGAGUCUUUUUAAAAUGUCACACAGCACGACCUUUGCAAUGCCAGCUGAAAGGAAAAAACACACAUUUCAGCUGAGCCAGAUUCAUCUUUGGCCGACGCCCCGGCAAAGACACGACUUCACCUCUCUGAUCUUUAUGGGUUUAUGGAUUGCGGAAGCGGCCACUGAAAAACCUGCAGUGAGCGGCCGAUCGACGACGACAAACUGUGACGGUGUCUCGAUGAGGCUCUCUACUCGGCUUCAGACUUGAAAUAAACUAAAAACUGAGGAACACUGGGGGAGGAGGGGGGAGAGAUGAGGGGAGAACAGAUGUAAGGGUUCAGUAGAAACCUGUCAUUGUGAUGAUCCUGACAUCCUUGAACAGCCCCGCGGUGCAAAUCUUUAGGGCUCCGUGGGAUUCGAGAAAACUUAAUCACAAGUACUGUGUGUGUGGGUGUGUUUGUGCGUAUGUGCUACGUGUGAGCGGCCAGUCUGGGCGGGUUUCAGCUCCUCAGGGAUUGCAGUAGUCUUCUCUGUGCUGUGAGAGCGUGGAUCUGAUUGGAUGCGCAACUGUGAUGUGCUGGGAUUCACCUGCUCUCUAGAGUCUGUUCCAGUUGAUCAAAGACCUAAGGCAGGAAAGAUCCUCUUUAAGGUAGAAAUGAGCUCUUUGAAUGCAAGAUUUUACUGUUUUGAAUCAUGACAGCUCCACCUCCUCCCCUCCUCCCCCAAUUCCCUCAUCCCUUUUGUAAAUAGCCUUAUGAUUCUUUUAUCUUUUGUGUAAGGAAACCGAUGGAAAUCAGUAGCUGGUUUAGCUUUGUGCUUCAGGUGAAAGUGCCCCUGUUUGUUUCACUGUCACAAUUCCUUUGGCUCGCUCCAAGCCUUACUCGUUUUAUUGUGAAUUAUGUUUUAUGUAAACUUUAAAUUUGGAGCUCUUUCCUUGAGUAAAUGCAAAUCAUAGUCAUUCUA